AUGUCAUCUUUGCGAAACUCGAUUCAGCGGCGCCCCCAUCGGGAGCGUGCGCAACCCCUCGAGCGCCGCCGCCUCGGUCUCCUCGAGAAGCACAAGGAUUACUCCAAGCGUGCAAAGGACUACAACCAGAAAAAAUCCCAGCUCAAGGCCCUCCGCGAAAAGGCCGCCGAGCGCAACGAAGAUGAAUUCUACUUCGGCAUGAUGUCGCGCAAAGGGCCCGGCGCAAAGAUCAACGUCGGCAGGAAGUGGAACGGCAGGGUCGAGGGCGACCGCGGGAACAACAAGGGCAUGGACCAGGACACGGUGCGGCUGCUCAAGACGCAGGACCUGGGAUACGUCCGCACGAUGAAGCAGGUCGCCGUGAAGGAGUUGGCGAGGUUAGAGCAGCAGGCUGUCUUAACAAAGGGCCUGGAUCAGCUGGCCGAAGAGGAUGAUGAUGAGGAUGACGACGAUUUUGAUCUGGAUGACGAGAUUGAUGGCCCGUCAAAACGAAGGUCAAAUUCAAAUGGUCCCCGGAAAAUCGUAUUCCUGGACAACGAAGACGAGCGAGACGAAGCCCUACAAGCAGCUGAAGACCAAACCACGAAAAGAGAAGACCAAGACGAAGCGUUCGAACGAUCAGAAAACCUCAACGAACUCAAGCGCAAGCUCGAGCACUCGCGCAAAAAGGUCAAGGCCCUCAUGACCGCAGAGACCCAGCUCGAGGUCCAGCGCGCCAAGAUGGCCAAGACGGCUACUUCAGGCGGAACGACGAGGAGAGGGAAGAAGAUUAUGGUUCGGAAGAGGAAGCGGUAG
Messenger RNA from Trichoderma harzianum CBS 226.95, 795 nucleotides. RefSeq lists its product as hypothetical. The transcript has 2 exons. NCBI's taxonomy places the organism in Eukaryota, Fungi, Ascomycota, Sordariomycetes, Hypocreales, Hypocreaceae. The coding region runs from base 1 to 795 and encodes 264 amino acids. The record is from RefSeq and is a predicted model, not a curated record. Gene Ontology annotation, cellular component: small-subunit processome; nucleolus. Gene Ontology annotation, biological process: rRNA processing.